AUGAAAGGAUUGUCUAAAGAAAAAAGAUAGCUCAUAGAAGAGAAAUCUAAAGCGCUAGCUAAUCUUAAAAUGAAUAAAUUUUCUACUCUGGGAUUAACAAAGGAACAAAUAAAUGAUAAGAAAAACAAAGAAAAUGAAAGAAAAAAGGAGCAUAAAAAGUAAUAAUCUCAACAAACAUAUAAUAUUACACCUCUUAAAUCUAGAAGCAUGUCAUAUAGAGACGAUAGUAUAAGCAGAUUUUCAUCACAGAUAAAAUAAAUCAAUGAUUUAUCUGAAGAAGAACAUUAGAGCGUCAUUUUAAAGUCUGAUUGGAUGAUUCCCAAAGAAAAAAAACCUCAUGGUGAGGAGGAAGAUAUAAAGGUUAGUCCUUUCGUUAAAUACCAUCCAGCUAUUCUUGAAAUGAAGGUCAAAAGUUAGGACAAGAGGGGUUAUUUACUACAAGAGCACUAACGUCUUAAAAAGGCAGAAAAACAGUACUUAGAGAACUUAAAAGAUUCUAGAUAAUUUUCUUUAAAUAACACAUAAAAUCAUUUUAGUACAAACAUGUCAAAGCUUAAUCGUACGUUUAAUUCAAUUACUACUGCAGGAACUGAUAGACGUAAAAUGGCAUCAUCUUUAUAAAAAUAAAGAGAUUAUUAACAUCUAAAAUCUGACUAAGUAAAAGGCUAUACAGUACCUAUAAAAUUCAAUGAAGGUUUUGAUGACUGUUUAAAUAAACUGUAACAAGAUCUUAAAACAUAAAGUCAAAUUAUUGAAGAAGAGAAUAGAAUUUCUAGAUUAAUAGAAAAACAAUAAAAGAAAAAUAAUUAAAAUUACAUUAAUAUUUAGAUCUAAAGUGAUAAGUAAGAAAAUUAGUCAUCAGCAUAGCCAUAAACUAUAAAUUCAAACUUACAAAUACCCUUAAACUAAUUAAGUGUUUAACACUCUCUUUCAGAUGAUGAAAGUAUAUGUAGUACUGAUAAACAUAAAUAAAAGCUAAAUGAGCUACUUUGCUUUUCAGUUUAAAAUAUAGAAUAUAGUGAUUCAAUACAUAAUUAUGGAUAAAAUUUUGGCAAAUACCCAAAAUUCUACUAAUAUCUUUAAUAAAAAAAUUCAAAGGCUUAGUAAGAAAAGGACUUCUAAAAUUUAAAAAUAUAUCACUAGUAGUUUAUAAAAAAAAAUGAUACUAAUAAAAGCUAAAAUCAGUCUCCUGGUAUUUCUCCAACGAUGAAGAAAAAAGGAAUAUUCAGCUAAGAUUAUAAAAAAUUUGGUGAAAGUGUGAAUUUAGAGGAUAUUCCAUCCAUAUCUUAAUUCUUAUAAUAUUAAAAGGCUGAUUAUCAUCACUCAAAUUCUAAAGAUGUAAAUUCUCCUUAGAAAAAUAUGUAUGGGCAUUCAUAGUAGUUUAGUAAAAGCAAUACUAUCUCACCUCAAAAAAUAAAGUCAGAUGAACAAAAAAUAAAAUUUUAACAAGAUAACGAUAAAAUAUUUAAUUUUAAUUCCUAACAUAUCAAUCAAUUCUUAAAAAAAGGCUCUUCUAUUGAGUAAUCUAAUUAAUACUCUAUUGCAAAGUCAAUAGAAGGUAUUCAAUUACAUAAAUCGCCAAAUCAAAAUUUAUAAAGAAAAAAUACAAUUAGAGAGAAUGAAGAAAAAAGCUAGAAAUUUAUGAGUGCUUUUGAUAGAAGAUAUCCAUACAUUCUCAAAAAGCUAAAGCAAAUAUAUAAAGAAGAAAAAACAACUAAGCCAUUUACUAAAAAUUAUGAUGAAGUAUUCCUCUCUAUUUACGAUUCCUUGUCUAGAGCUAAUGACCAUCCUGUUGAAAAUACAAAAUAAAAAAAGAAUAAAUGA
Tetrahymena thermophila SB210 is the source of this 1824-nucleotide messenger RNA. RefSeq lists its product as hypothetical. Lineage: Eukaryota; Ciliophora; Oligohymenophorea; Hymenostomatida; Tetrahymenidae. The record is from RefSeq and is a predicted model, not a curated record. The transcript is spliced from 7 exons.